Molecule: messenger RNA, 429 nt
Organism: Prosopis cineraria
Lineage: Eukaryota; Viridiplantae; Streptophyta; Magnoliopsida; Fabales; Fabaceae
Product: MADS-box transcription factor 23-like
Exons: 4
Coding region: 1-429 (142 amino acids)
Biological process (GO): positive regulation of transcription by RNA polymerase II
Cellular component (GO): nucleus
Molecular function (GO): RNA polymerase II cis-regulatory region sequence-specific DNA binding; protein dimerization activity; DNA-binding transcription factor activity, RNA polymerase II-specific
Source: RefSeq, a predicted model, not a curated record
AUGGGGAAAAGGAAGAUUGCGAUUGAGAGGAUUGACAAUUUAUCGAACAGGCAAGUGACUUUUUCAAAGAGAAGAAGUGGAUUGAUCAAGAAAGCAAAGGAGCUUUCGAUCCUCUGUGACUCUCAAGUUGGUUUGAUCGUCUACUCCAGCACCGGCAAGCUCUAUGAAUACGGAAGCUGCAGCAUGAAGUCAAUUAUUGACCGAUACAAUAAACAAAAAGAGGAACAUCAUCCGCUUAUGAAUCAAGCUUCAGAAGCCAAGUUUUGGCAGAGAGAAGCAACGGUCUUGAGGCAAGAACUGCAACAAUUGCAGGAAUUGCACAGGCAAUUGAUGGGUGAACAACUUUCUGGUUUGGGCAUUAACGAUUUGAAAAAUUUGGGAAAUCAACUGGAGAUGAGUUUGAAGAAUGUCCACAUCAAAAGGGUAUGA